Molecule: messenger RNA, 798 nt
Organism: Neofelis nebulosa (Clouded leopard)
Lineage: Eukaryota; Metazoa; Chordata; Mammalia; Carnivora; Felidae
Gene: SMIM9
Product: small integral membrane protein 9
Exons: 4
Coding region: 191-601 (136 amino acids)
Source: RefSeq, a predicted model, not a curated record
CAGAGAGAGACCUUAGGAGAAAACUCUGACCAGCUUCUUCUGCACUCUGAACACUGAACCUAAUUUACUGACUUCUUGGCACUAAGUCAAUUUUCAGACGACUCUUUCUGCCUUGGAAAGAGCCAAGGAAAAAGGCGUCUCCUGCUGGCCAAAUGAGCUAGGAGUACAGCCGAGGGGCCUCAGGAGAGCCAUGGAACCCCAGAAGCUGGUGAAUGUAGGAUUUCUGCUGUGUUCCGUGAACUGCCUCUUGUUAGAGACUGUAGCUUCCCCCGCAUCACCUUUAUCUGCCUCUGAAACACAAGACGCACCAGGAUGGAAACCACGGUCAAGGGGUGUGCUUGCCGUGAGGAUGAAUCUUCCCAUCACCUCCGGAAGACGUAAGAUUCAUGUCUCAGAAAACCACAGGUCCUGGCUGAGCAACUUCAGGAAUUACUUGCAGGAUCACAUCAAGAACUCCAUACCUUCAGCAGCCAUUUUUGCUUUUCUGAUCACUGCAACCAUGAUGGGGAUCCUCUGUUGCCUCACGAAUUAUACAUGGAAAAUAUCUAAUUACCUAUGUGUUCAAUUGCCUGAAACUCUGCCACAAAAUUUAUCUAUGUAAAUCAUAUGAAGUCAGAGAGAUUCGUGAAAUAGUUAACAAAAUAAACAUAGCUAGGAAAACCUAAAUUUUAUUAAUUGUCUGGUGGGUCAAUGCUAUGGUGGGAGACAGAGUCCAAGGCGGGGAACCUAUGAAAACAUGAGAUGGGAUUAAAAAGGCUUUGCCUGCUAAAGGACUGUUCAAAGUGCACAAGCUAAUAA